This is a messenger RNA of Linum trigynum, 360 nucleotides long. Lineage: Eukaryota; Viridiplantae; Streptophyta; Magnoliopsida; Malpighiales; Linaceae. The record is from the annotation of a GenBank genome assembly.
AUGCUCCGCUCUGCCAUCGCCUGGAGCGACGGAACCCUCUCCGAGAUUCGCUCUCGUCACUACUCCGACCGAAUCUCGCGGCCGAGAGGUAACGAAAGACGGUUCCCUAAGCUUCAAUCUUCUUCCCAGCGUCUAGGGAAUGUGCCAAACGAGUACCUCAUGGCAGACAUGGCUUGCCCUCUUGAAGAAGAUUCGGAAAGCGCAACAAUUGGGAAGUUCAUGACAGGUAUGAAGCACUUAGAGCUUCGAUUCUCGAGGUUAACGACCAAAGGGAUCGAAUCGAUCAGCGAAGGGUGCUUGAAUUUGGAGUUCUUGGAAUUGUCAGGGUGUGUUAAUGUCAGGGGGACGUUGCGAGCUUGA